AUGGCCUCUGACAACAGCACCGGUUCGGCGCGUGACUCGCGGAGCGCGCCUGCAACCAGCGGGCAGAUGCGGCAGCUGCAGGCGCAGAUGCGGGAGACGCGGCGCGAGUUGCUGCAGGCCAUCCAGGGGCUGCGGCCCUGCCACUGCCAUCCGGACAAGGCCGGCCGCCUGGGAACGAUAGAGGAGGGCGUGCGCGCCGCGCAGGAAGAGCUGCGUGCAAUGGACAUCGCCGGCGCGGCCCGCGCGUCGUCCUAG
Monoraphidium neglectum is the source of this 255-nucleotide messenger RNA. RefSeq lists its product as hypothetical. The record is from RefSeq and is a predicted model, not a curated record. The coding region runs from base 1 to 255 and encodes 84 amino acids. NCBI's taxonomy places the organism in Eukaryota, Viridiplantae, Chlorophyta, Chlorophyceae, Sphaeropleales, Selenastraceae. The transcript has 2 exons.